Molecule: messenger RNA, 1022 nt
Organism: Stylophora pistillata
Lineage: Eukaryota; Metazoa; Cnidaria; Anthozoa; Scleractinia; Pocilloporidae
Product: dopamine receptor D1-like
Biological process (GO): G protein-coupled receptor signaling pathway, coupled to cyclic nucleotide second messenger; chemical synaptic transmission
Cellular component (GO): plasma membrane; dendrite
Molecular function (GO): neurotransmitter receptor activity; G protein-coupled serotonin receptor activity
Source: RefSeq, a predicted model, not a curated record
AUGUCGAUUGAUUCAGCUCUCACUACCGCAUUCAUGGUGCUCGUAUCCGUUGUGGGAACCGCUGGAAAUUUAUUGGUAAUUGUCGCCAUUCUUCACAAGCGAAGGCUAAGAACUAUUCCCAAUUAUUUCAUCUUCGAUCUGGCUGUAUGUGACUUGCUGACAGUCUCCCUGGCUGUUCCUUUGCGUCUUGUUGAAGUUUUUCACCCAGGAUCCAUUCACUGUAGUAUUGUAAUAGCGGUGACUAUUCUCUUCGAUGGAUUAUCAAGGAUAAACAUCGUUUUUAUCAGCCUUGACAGACUUAUAGCAGUGAAAUUUCCUUUUAAAUACAAUGUGUGCAUAACAAACAGAACUGUUGCUGUUCUGGUCGCAAGUGGAUGGACAAUCAUGAUAUUGUUUGCGAUUUUACCCAUUGUAGGCGUCGGCUUAGCUCCCGAAGAAGUCCUUCGCCUCAACCAUGGUUUGUGCUUCUUCUCCACAAAUUUAUCCACCUCCUAUUUACUUGCGUUUCUGAUCGGAUUCUGUUUGUUGCCGUUGAUAAUGGCCACACCAAUCAACUGCUUUCUUCUCAAAGCCAGCCACAGACAAUUGCGGGUCAUUCACGUACAACAAGUGCAGGUCGAAAGUAGUGUGAACACUUAUUAUCGUAAUGUGAGUGCAAUGUUAUUCAGUGGCAGAAAUCAGCCAGCAAGCAUUCCCCAGUGUAACAGGACAUUUGCCCUAAAACAAAAGCGAGUUGCAAGGAUGGUCAUAAUUUUGGUGGGGUUUUUCGUAAUCCUUGUUCUUCCUAUCACAAUAAUUGAUAUUCUGGGAGCAUUUGGAGUGUCUAAUGUGCCACCUGCAGUCACUAAAGUUGCCGUUUGUAUGAUAUACACGAACGCUAUGAUAAACGUUUUUGUGUACGCGGGCUUCAACGGAGAGUUUCAAAGAACGUUUAUUGAAAUCUUUCAAGCGGUUAACGCAAAAUUCCGUGCUGUAGUAUCUUCUUUGUAACUGCAGUAAAAACAUAGUGCCUUUUUAAUACU